This is a messenger RNA of Pieris napi, 2551 nucleotides long. RefSeq names its product solute carrier family 52, riboflavin transporter, member 3-B-like. The coding region runs from base 704 to 1975 and encodes 423 amino acids. NCBI's taxonomy places the organism in Eukaryota, Metazoa, Arthropoda, Insecta, Lepidoptera, Pieridae. The record is from RefSeq and is a predicted model, not a curated record. The transcript is spliced from 2 exons. Gene Ontology annotation, biological process: riboflavin transport. Gene Ontology annotation, cellular component: plasma membrane. Gene Ontology annotation, molecular function: riboflavin transmembrane transporter activity.
UAAAUAGGAACAGGUUUUAUUGGGUAUAAUAAUAUAUUACAAUACUUACACGUUAAUCGUUCCGAGCGUACGAUACAAUUGCAAUGUGAAAAAAUGCCAAAUAUUUAACGAAAUAUAUUAAUUGUGAUAAAUUAUCAGUGUUCACAUGUAUAUUCGUUUCUGCCUGAUGUACGAGUGUGUUCCAAAUUGUGCAAUUGGUGAUUAGUUCCAAAUAGGAGACAUCCAAAUUGUUCCUAGCCGAUUAUCUACACGAUAGGCUUGGAGACGUUCUGAUUUAUAAAAAUAACAAAGAACUCUUACAUCAUCAUCGUCUUUCUAUAGUAGAAAUUGACCUUUUAUAAUAAAUUGGAUAUAAUACGGUAUGCGGUCUAUUUAGCUACAAACAUUAAAUUAAAAUUCUUUAAAUUAUAAAUAUAUCUAUGCUCCUACAUCUAUGUACAUAAAAUAUUGACAAUACAUUAGUUCGAACUGUUGUUUCUCAUAACAUUUAAGUAAACAUAUGUAUAACCAACUUUGGAAUAGAAAGAUGAAUGGUUAUCAAAUAAGACAGAUAAUUCGAAUUAUCGAUAAGAUCAUUGAAUUGAAAGCCUAAGUAAUCCAUUUAUUUCAAGUAGCUAUAUAAUAUUUUACGUUUUCGAUACUCAUAUAGUCGUUUAAUAGUGUUUAAAGCACGACACGUUCGGUGACUUUCAUUUAGGUCAAAAUGUUCAUGUUUGGUCGGCGCGUGUCCUUGGACCUGGCCCUUCUGAUAUGGGGCUGGGGAUCGUGGCUCGGAGUCAACGGUAUCUUUGUGCAAUUGCCGCAGCUCGUCCAAAGAUUGCCUGAACAAUGGGCUCUAGGAUCAUCAGUCACGGUGGCCGUGCAAAUCGCAAACAGCGGUAUUCUCAUCUAUGCCUUUGUAAUGAGAUUUCUGCCGAAGAUCACUGACGCUAUGUUCAUCUACGGAUUGCUGACCGUGGGCACAACGGCUCUCUUCCUUAACGCGUUUCUUUAUACAGAAACUGCAUACGUCGGUUCUACAGAGAAGUCAGUGACGUUUAUAGUUCUUACUGUUUUCACUGCUAUGGUGGGAACAACCAGUUCCGUGGUGUUUUAUCCGUACAUGAGAAACUUCCGUGAAAUGUACCUAUCUACGUACUUGGUUGGCGAGGGCUUCGGUGGGCUGCUACCGGCGAUUCUGUCGCUCAUACAGGGUAUUGGAGGGCCACCAGAAUGCCGACUGUCAUCAGAUGGCAACUCGAUGGAGGCCAUUUACCCGUCUGCCCGUUUUGAUUCAACAGUGUUCUUCUGUAUAGUGGCAUCUUUAUGUGCCACAAGUAUUAUCAGUUUCUUCUUCCUUAACAAUUAUUCUGGUUUUGACGAUGAAAGAGUAUCCCAGGAUGAAAAAAAAGAACUGGCGAAGGAAAACACUGAGAUCGCCGAGGGAUCUCAAAUACAAGUAUCACAAGAGUCUAUGCUGGGGUCGUACUGGAUGGGGUUGUUUAUUCUGAUGGCUGUUAUUAAUAUGUUCUUCAACGGUUUGAUGCCAUCGCUGCAAACAUAUUCCUGUUUGCCGUACGGAAGGCGUGCGUUUCACCUGGCCGUGACUCUGGGUACCAUAGCCAACCCGGUAGCAUGCCUGGCGGGAGUGUGGUUCAAGAUGGCGGGCGGACGUUACAUUGCAGCGAUGUUGGUGACCAGCGCAGGGCUCACUGUCUACAUAACUGUCACCGCCGUCAUGUCGCCUACGCCGCCUCUCUACCAGGAGACUAGUGGUGCUGUGAUUAUUGUAAUCGUAUGGGUGGUUGCCAACGCGCUGAUUUCGUACUCGCGCAUGUGGAUAUAUAGCAAGGCCCGGGAGGGUGGCAUCAAGCCUAUGCGGGUCCUGGGCACUAUUGGCCAACUCGGAUCAGCGCUGGGCUCCUUCACCCUGUUUUGGGUCGUCAACUUUGGCAACUUCUUCGAGCAGGCACAGGAUUGUCCCAUGCCGACAUAACAUUCCAACGUAACGCGAGGAGAUAGAUAAUCUACGUUUAGGCAAUUAUAGGAUUUUAAAGAUCUGUGUACGGAAAUAUAACUAACUAACGUAUAUUUAGGAGAACCACACACCUACUUGGAUAUAUGUUUUAUUGUUACGUAAAAAAGUCAAAUUACACCUUCCAAUUACAUAGAGGUUAUCCACGCUGUGUACCUACAUCAUUUUGCCUGAUAAUGCAUAAAUAACAUUGGUAAUGUUAGUUUUAUGUGAAUUAUAUAUAUUUCAAUAAAUAUAAUACAUGAAUACCAACCUAGACAAUUAUUAUUUAAGUUACAUUUAAGUAAAUCAUAAAAAUAGGCUUUUGACUGUUUAAAAUAUCAAAAAGUAAUUCAAAUGGAAAAAAUCCACGAAAAGUAUACGAUUAGUAUUAAGUAAAAUAAAAUAAAAUUCGUAGUGUUAUUUAAUAAUAUUUUUUUGUACUUUGUACAUUACUUUCCGUAUAUGCUUAUGUGCAAUUUGUACUUGGUAUCUUAGUUACCAAGGUAAAGGUCUAAAUACUGUUAUUAUCUACUUAUGAAGACUACAACUUUAAAA